Messenger RNA from Temnothorax curvispinosus, 819 nucleotides. RefSeq names its product transcription factor MafG-like. Gene Ontology annotation, cellular component: nucleus. Gene Ontology annotation, biological process: regulation of transcription by RNA polymerase II. The transcript is spliced from 2 exons. Bases 334 to 726 code for a protein of 130 amino acids. Lineage: Eukaryota; Metazoa; Arthropoda; Insecta; Hymenoptera; Formicidae. The record is from RefSeq and is a predicted model, not a curated record. Gene Ontology annotation, molecular function: RNA polymerase II cis-regulatory region sequence-specific DNA binding; DNA-binding transcription factor activity, RNA polymerase II-specific.
UGAAUACAUGUACACUUUACAACCGAUAAUCCAUACGUUUAAAAAGUUAAUAGCUGGAUAUGCAACAUGAUUGAAAUUUCAAGAAUUCGACAAAGAACAAAAUAAAAGCUGUAGGCGACGUUUUGUGCCGAAUAUAGGCUAAUUGCAUACAUACGGGAUUGAUGUUUUUAGAACUGUACCAACAGUGCGGGGAGAACUCGGCGAGCUCGGUCUUUCAGGUCUGCGAGAAUGACUAAGCAUAUUUAUCGGGAAAACGCAAAAGACAGGGGAAUCCGGGCGUUUUCGAGACUAUUCCGUUCUCGGGCGUGAAAAACCACCGGCUCGGGGAUAGCUAUGGAUGGAAAGAGAUCGAUCAAAAUGGAUCCGCUCUCACCUGGCCCAUGUCUAGACAUUAGCGACGACGAGCUCGUUACGAUAUCGGUGCGGGACUUGAACAGGCAGUUGAAGCUACGCGGGCUGUCCCGAGAGGAGAUCGUACGUAUGAAGCAACGGAGACGCACCCUGAAGAACAGGGGCUAUGCAGCCAGCUGUCGCAUAAAGCGCAUCGAGCAGAAGGACGAAUUGGAGUCUGAGAAGACCCAGGAGUAUCGCGACAUGGAAAAUAUGCAGGAGGACAACAAUCGUAUGAGGGAAGAGAUAGAAUCCUGGCAUUCGAAGUACCAAGCGCUGAAAAAAUUUGCCCAGGAAAAGAAGAUCAUUAUUCCACCUGAUUUGGAAAACAUGUAGAAAAGUUCGGAGAUAUACCGAUUAGCUAUACGACGUAUAUUUAUUUAUAUUACGAAUAGAUUUGACAAUAGAAUGGUUUGGUGAAUGUUUUAA